Molecule: messenger RNA, 233 nt
Organism: Dentiscutata heterogama
Lineage: Eukaryota; Fungi; Glomeromycota; Glomeromycetes; Diversisporales; Gigasporaceae
Source: the annotation of a GenBank genome assembly
GCGUAUUGCUAGAAACAUUUAAUAUUUGGAUGAUAGAAUUAGAUUACCAAGAUUCGGAAUUAAAUGUACAAAUUAAAAAUUCUAAGACUGAAAAUAAUAUUUUUACACAAUCUCAAAAGCAAUCAAAAGCAUCUUAUACAAGUAGAUUAUUCAACAUUUCAAAUCUACCAAAAUUUGAUAGUUUACCACAACUACCUACUAUUCUGAUAUCUAAUUUAAUGAAAUUAUCAUAA